AUGACAACUCUGCAAAAGCAAAAACUGAUCUUCAAUGAUCCAGGUGUAUACAAUCUUUUAUAUGCUGAGAAAACAACGUUAACGCCAGAGGUUCGUAUUCAAGCACGCCUUGAACGCUUCCCAGAUCGAAGUGUUGAUUUUAGUAGGUUUUCGAUUCACUUUAUUAUUUCUCAACCGAAUAGUAAACAAAUUUAUUCGAGCGAUUCGAAUAAUUUGUUUACUAUUCGCUGCAUUUUUGAGGAUUACUGCUUCAUGUAG
Molecule: messenger RNA, 258 nt
Organism: Anisakis simplex (herring worm)
Lineage: Eukaryota; Metazoa; Nematoda; Chromadorea; Rhabditida; Anisakidae
Source: the annotation of a GenBank genome assembly